CGGGGGCAGUGCGCAGCGCAGCGGGCAGGGAUAGAGGCCCAAGAGACCGGAGCGGCAGGCACCCCGGCGGCCUGGAGCUGGGCAAGCACCAUGAACUCCAAAUGCGACGUGGUCGUGGUGGGGGGCGGCAUCUCAGAACCAAAAUGUUAAAUAUGUGGACCUUGGAGGAGCCUAUGUUGGACCAACCCAGAAUCGCAUCUUAAGGUUGGCCAAGGAGCUGGGAUUGGAGACCUACAGAGUGAAUGAUGUUGAGCGUCAGAUACACCAUGUAAAGGGCAAAUCAUACCCCUUCAGGGGCCCAUUCCCACCUGUGUGGAAUCCAAUUUCCUACCUAGAUCAUAACAACCUUUGGAGGACAAUGGAUGAUAUGGGGAAAGAGAUCCCCAGUGAUGCCCCAUGGAAGGCCCCCCUUGCAGAAGAGUGGGACCACAUGACCAUGAAGGAGCUUCUGAACAAGAUCUGCUGGACUAACUCUGCAAGGCAGUUUGGCACUCUUUUUGUAAACCUGUGUGUCACUGCCGAGACCCAUGAAGUUUCCGCUCUCUGGUUCCUGUGGUAUGUGAAGCAGUGUGGGGGCACGACCAGAAUCAUCUCAACAACCAAUGGAGGCCAGGAGAGAAAAUUUGUGGGUGGAUCUGGUCAAAUAAGUGAGCGGAUAAUGAAUCUCCUUGGGGACAGAGUGAAGUUACAGAGACCUGUGGUCUACAUUGACCAGACUGGAGAAAGUGUCCUCGUGGAGACCCUGAACCAUGAAAUUUAUGAGGCUAAAUAUGUGAUUAGUGCUAUUCCUCCUGCUCUGGGCAUGAAGAUUCACUUCAAACCUCCUCUGCCAAUGAUGAAAAACCAGCUUGUCUCCCGUGUUCCCUUGGGUUCAGUCAUCAAGUGCAUAGUCUAUUAUAAAGAGCCUUUCUGGAGGAAAAUGGACUUCUGUGGAACCAUGGUGAUUGAAGGAGAGGAAGCUCCUGUUCUCUACACAAUGGAUGAUACCAAACCUGAUGGCAGCUAUGCCGCCAUAAUAGGAUUCAUCGCUGCUCACAAAGCCAGAAAGCUGGCACGACUUACUAAAGAAGAAAGGUUAAAGAAACUUUGUGAGCUCUAUGCAAAAGUCCUUGGCUCUAAAGAAGCUCUGAAGCCGGUGCAUUAUGAAGACAAGAACUGGUGUGAAGAGCAGUACUCUGGGGGCUGCUACACAGCCUACUUUCCCCCUGGGAUCAUGACUCAAUAUGGAAGGUUUCUACGUCAGCCAGUGGGCAGGAUUUUUUUUGCAGGUACUGAGACUGCCACUCACUGGAGUGGCUACAUGGAGGGUGCUGUAGAGGCUGGAGAGAGAGCUGCCAGAGAGGUCUUGAAUGCCAUAGGGAAGAUUCCAGAAGAUGAAAUCUGGCAGCCAGAACCAGAGUCUGUGGAUGUUCCUGCGCAGCCCAUCACCACGACCUUCUUGGAGAGACAUUUGCCCUCCGUGCCAGGUCUGCUGAGGCUGAUUGGAUUGACCACUGUUGUUUCAGCAGUAGCACUUGGCUUCCUGGCCCAAAAAAGGGGGCUACUUUUGAGGAUCUAAAGAGAAUCCAUCUGUAACUACCCCCUCUCUUUACUCUGGGAUGUGGGUUUGUAGAAGGGGUGCCGUGAAAUUCCAUGACCACAUAAAGAACACAGCAGGAAGCAUGAGGAUAAGUCAGACCACAGGAAGCACAGUAUUGCUUUCACUGUUUCGAACCCUGGCUAGUAUUCCUUACCUAAUUUAGUGCUCUAUCUCACCCAUUUCCAAUUUCUGACCUUAGAAUGUUUAGAAUAAAUAAGCCUAAAGUCCUUGCUUUCCCAUAGCAGAUCUUACCUACUCACACAGCUAAUUUUCUCCCAUUUCUGUGACUUUGUGCUUGUGCUCAACUUCUCAGAUUCUCUGCAUUUGUCCUUAUAAUUCUGUAUUGUUAUAGCUGGAAGAUCUUAGAUACCAUCUGGAUUUUACUUCCUGUUUUAGAGUUGAGUAAAAUGAAUCCCACAGAGGUGCAACUUAAUCAGUCAAGGUCAACAAUAAGCCACUGCUAUACAGACAACUAAGACACACAUUUAAUGCUUUUCCCAUUUCCUAUAAUCUCCUGGGAUGUGUUCUCCAAUUGUCUUCCUCUAUCCCUCGUCAUAGUUGUCCAUAAUGUCCUAUGUGUAUGCUUACUGUGUACUAAAUUUUCUUGUGCUGCUCAAAUGCUACUCAGUAUAUAUCCAUAGGUCUUGCUAUCUUGUGCAGUGCCCCAAAGCUGACUUUAAUUUUUUUUUUAAGAUCAGUAAUCUUAUCUUUGUCUAUCUAUCAUAUCUUCCAUUAUAUCUAGAUACAAAGGUCAGUACACACUUGGGUAAUUAAAAAUAAAGCUGAUUGACCAGA
Molecule: messenger RNA, 2374 nt
Organism: Cavia porcellus (domestic guinea pig)
Lineage: Eukaryota; Metazoa; Chordata; Mammalia; Rodentia; Caviidae
Gene: Maob
Product: monoamine oxidase B
Exons: 14
Coding region: 359-1558 (399 amino acids)
Cellular component (GO): mitochondrion
Molecular function (GO): primary methylamine oxidase activity; flavin adenine dinucleotide binding
Source: RefSeq, a predicted model, not a curated record